AGAGGGAGGUCUGAGGAAGGAGGCAACCAGGAGCUGCUUAUUCUUGUGGAAAUCCCGGAGCCUCCUGGUACAGACAGCGUUUCCUACUUUCCCUGCGGCUCUUUUGUGUGACUUUGAGAGGGGCUCCCUGGUGACUGAUUCCUCUCUGUGCACUCGCCUCAGCGAGCAGCCAGGCUCUGGGAGGGAGGACCCAAGCUCAGCAGUGGCAGAGGCAGCCAGCACAGACCUCAACGGUGCUGGAACCGGCAUGCGGUUUUUGAAGUCAGCAAAACCAGAAAUCAAAUUACUAUCAUCUUAUGCUGCUGGAAGCUUAAAGAGAGGGGAUUCCACACUGGCUCAGUCACCAUGCGACAGGCGAGUCACAGGAUAGCGGACCCUGGCGACAACGAAUGUAAGUUCCUGGGCUGCUGUCUUUUACUGCUGUGGGAUUUUCUUUCUGCUUAAAGUCACGCUUGGCCACGAUGCCGUCAUUGCCGUGAGAAUUUCUGAUGUGGAAAGUUCUGCUGCUCUUCGGCUCGCGUUUUCCUUUCAUUAACUAAGCCAGAAAUACAAGCUCAAAUUCCUGACCGCGGCUGAGGCACUUCUGCCUGAGACUAAGAAGGGUUAACCCAAGAAUAUUCAGUUAGGAUGGCAUUAACACUGUGUAGGUUUUUAAUUGACUUCCUUAAUUGAUAUAGAGGGCACACUGCCCUCCCUCCUCGUUUGGAUCUCAUGCUGUUUUAACUUUGUGAUGGCUGAACUCUUGGAAGCAGCAUAUUCAACCCGAGAAUUAGCUGAAAGAUUUUCACCGGAUACAAAACUUUUCUUCCUUAACCAGGAACACGUUUGUGUCCCCGAAUACUCAAAGUGCUUUUUUGGCCUUUGCUUCCGUGAGAAGUUACAGCUCAGCCGUGGGCUCUCCCUAGCACCGUGAAGGGAGGCAUAAUCAAGAGGCAUCACACUUCUGUAACUCUUACUAUGGAAGAGGAGAAGACAGCCAGAGGAGCCACACAUGUUCUCUGCUUCAGCACGUCCUAGUGCCAGGGCACGAAGAUGAAUGGUGAGCCCAGGCUAUGACUCGAUAGUCUCUCCACACUUCAUCUGCUACAACUUCCGGCUUAGACAUGGAAAUUCUUUGUGAAGACAAUAUCUCUCUGAGCUCAAUUCCAAACUCCUUAAUGCAAUUAGGCGAUGGCUCGAGGCUCUACCAUAAUGACUUCAACUCCAGAGACUAACACUUCGGAAGCAUCGAACUGGACAAUUGAUGCUGAAAACAGAACCAACCUCUCCUGUGAAGGGUACCUCCCACCGACAUGCCUCUCCAUUCUUCAUCUCCAGGAAAAAAACUGGUCUGCUUUAUUGACAACUGUCGUGAUUAUUCUCACCAUUGCUGGAAAUAUACUGGUCAUCAUGGCAGUGUCCCUAGAGAAAAAGCUGCAGAAUGCCACCAACUAUUUCCUGAUGUCACUUGCCAUAGCUGAUAUGCUGCUGGGUUUCCUUGUCAUGCCUGUGUCCAUGUUAACCAUCCUGUAUGGGUACCGGUGGCCUUUGCCUAGCAAGCUCUGUGCGAUCUGGAUUUACCUGGAUGUGCUCUUUUCUACGGCAUCCAUCAUGCACCUCUGUGCCAUCUCCCUGGACCGCUAUGUCGCCAUCCAGAACCCCAUUCAUCACAGCCGCUUCAACUCCAGAACCAAAGCCUUCCUGAAAAUCAUUGCCGUGUGGACCAUAUCUGUAGGUAUAUCCAUGCCGAUCCCAGUCUUUGGACUACAGGAUGACUCAAAGGUCUUUAAGGAGGGGAGCUGCCUGCUCGCCGAUGACAACUUUGUCCUCAUAGGCUCUUUUGUGGCAUUUUUCAUCCCCCUAACCAUCAUGGUGAUCACCUACUUCCUGACUAUCAAGUCACUUCAGAAAGAAGCCACCUUGUGUGUGAGUGACCUCAGCACUCGAGCCAAACUAGCCUCCUUCAGCUUCCUCCCUCAGAGUUCUCUGUCAUCAGAAAAGCUUUUCCAACGGUCCAUCCACAGAGAGCCAGGCUCCUACGCAGGCCGAAGGACGAUGCAGUCCAUCAGCAAUGAGCAAAAAGCGUGCAAGGUGCUGGGCAUCGUGUUCUUCCUGUUUGUUGUAAUGUGGUGCCCAUUCUUCAUCACCAAUAUCAUGGCCGUCAUCUGCAAAGAAUCCUGCAAUGAAAAUGUCAUCGGAGCCCUGCUCAAUGUGUUUGUCUGGAUUGGUUAUCUCUCCUCAGCUGUCAAUCCACUGGUAUAUACGUUGUUCAAUAAAACUUAUAGGUCCGCCUUCUCAAGGUACAUUCAGUGUCAGUACAAGGAAAACAGAAAGCCACUGCAGUUAAUUUUAGUGAACACUAUACCAGCAUUGGCCUACAAGUCUAGUCAGCUCCAGGUGGGACAAAAAAAGAACUCACAGGAAGAUGCUGAGCAGACAGUUGAUGACUGCUCCAUGGUUACACUGGGAAAACAACAGUCGGAAGAGACUUGUACAGACAAUAUUGAAACCGUGAAUGAAAAGGUUAGCUGUGUGUGAUGAACUGGAUGCUAUGGCAAUUGCCCAGGGCAUGUGAACAAGGUUAUACCCAUGUGUGUGGGGCGGGGAUAAGGAGGCUGCAACAAAUUAGACUACUCCAGUCGACCAACUAUAAUGUCCUGACAGCAUUGGAGCUAGGAGUGUUACGAUGCUUUAAUCAUUGCCAAUGAGAUCUCUAAAACCAUUGGCCUUUUGUGCAAUUGUAAUGAGGCAUAAAAUGCAUCUAAUUAACUUCUAUUGUCAAAUACGAACCUGGCUGCCAUGUUGUGGAUGGGUAGCAUGGGAGUGAGUUGGUGACCUAUUAUUGUAUAUAAAAGUAGCUAGAAAUACUGAAAAUAAUGAAUAGCUU
Molecule: messenger RNA, 2866 nt
Organism: Rattus rattus (black rat)
Lineage: Eukaryota; Metazoa; Chordata; Mammalia; Rodentia; Muridae
Gene: Htr2a
Product: 5-hydroxytryptamine receptor 2A
Biological process (GO): chemical synaptic transmission; G protein-coupled receptor signaling pathway, coupled to cyclic nucleotide second messenger
Cellular component (GO): dendrite; plasma membrane
Molecular function (GO): neurotransmitter receptor activity; G protein-coupled serotonin receptor activity
Source: RefSeq, a predicted model, not a curated record